Molecule: messenger RNA, 2854 nt
Organism: Astyanax mexicanus (Mexican tetra)
Lineage: Eukaryota; Metazoa; Chordata; Actinopteri; Characiformes; Acestrorhamphidae
Exons: 13
Coding region: 376-2727 (783 amino acids)
Source: RefSeq, a predicted model, not a curated record
AUUUUUAAUGUAUGUAUUCGUUAAUAAAUUGCACCUUUAACACAUAACAUAUUUCCAAAUUAUGUUUCAGAAUGCUGACUACUGCAAUCGUGUUGUCAUUUUGUAGUCGGCGCUAUAUUGUUUAUACUCUUACCAUCCAAGCCUAUUUUUUUUUUACCAAUUUCCUCCUGAAAUUACAUAAGUUACCCGAAUAUAGGCGUUAUGUCGAAUGUCACGUGACUAAACCGGAAAACAGGACUCUUCACUUCCACUUUUCACAGAAGCCGGUAGCAGCAGUGAGAGCUAAUAGCAACACGGACUCUACGGUAACCUAUUUAGCGUGUUUAUAAAUUGGUAGUGUUUUAUUCGCCUAAAUUAACUAAUGAUAGUGAGAAGAUGGCUUUGUCAAGAUCAGUAAAGUACCAGAUACGGGAUAAUCCCAACUGUGAUUUUUGCUGUGUACCUCAGUGCGCGAUGUCAGGAAAGUUCAACUCCUGCGUAAGUUUCCACCACUUUCCAAAGGAUGAAACCUUACGAAAGGUAUGGAUACGGAAUGUAAGACGUGAGAAUCUGGUGAUUAAGAGGACUACGACAGUCUGUAGUAGACAUUUCAUUGACACAGAUGUCAUUCCGGGUGGGAGAAGACGCUUAAAAGAGGGCGCAGUGCCCGUGUUGUUUGCCUGGAAUAACUACUCUCUGUUGCCAGCCAGGCCCAGUGUUUGGGAGAGAACACAGCGACCAGAGGAUGAAUUACCUGAAGAGAUGGAUGUUGAACUGUUGCUUCAGUGCCACGACUAUGACGGAAAACCAGAACCAUCAGCUUUGGAUAUGGCUUGUGAGAAAAUUGAGGCCCAGCAGCUUGUGAUAGAAGAGCUCCGAAAGAGGCUGAACGAGGUUACACUGAAGCAGUCGUUUGGUUUAGAGAGGUUUUCAGCAUCAGACGAUGAUAUCAGAUUCUAUACCAGGUUUGCCAGCUACCAGCAUUUCCAAGCAUUUUGGAGACAGAUUGAACCUGCAACAAGAAGAAUUGUGCGUGUUGGUACACGGGCACCUACUCUCACCACUACAGCUCCAGACAAGGCUGCUGAUCCACCUCGACGACCAAACCGAUGCCUUCCAUUAAUAGAUGAACUGUUCCUGUUCUUGGUGUACCUGUCACUGGGUCUGAAGGAAAAAGAUCUGGGUGAUCGUUUCAACAUACAUCAGUCCACUGUCAGCAGAAUAAUCAAGACUUGGGUCAUGUAUGCCCGGGCUGUGUGGCUGGAGCAUGGAAAGGAGGUGGAGGGGACUGCCCCAGACAAAUGGAUUGAUGUCGACAACAAAACUAUUAGAUGGCCAAAAAUGAGAGAAAAGGCAGCUUUCUACAAUCAGCACCCCCCUCAGGAUGACUGGAUGACAUUCACUUGGGUGAAACGUAAAAUGACCUCCGUUAACAUUGAUGAAUGCAAUGAAUAUAACAUGACGAGCCAUGUUGAAGAAGAACAGGAAAAUGAGCAAGUAGUGAAGAGGAAAAAGGCCAAAUGCAAGUUUGAUGACUAUAUUCUUGAAUCUGACUAUCUAGACGAGGAAGAGGAGACCAUGACAGAUGCCUUUGUAAAGGCACCCUCCUUUCCUGUUCCACCAACAAAGUCCAUUCAGAUGGGGUCUGCUGGAUGUAACAAAAAGUUUACUGCUAACCCUGGACAUCCAAAUGUAAACAACACCAGCCAGCUGGGGGGCUCAGAAUCUGACCAGUGCGGUCACAGCAGUGGAUCCAGGCACAGCGACAGGUCCCACUACAACAGCCAGUCCAGGUACAUUGACGGGUCCCAUCACAGCAGCCAGUCCAGGCACAGCGACAGGUCCAGGCACAGCGACAGGUCCAGGCACAGCGACAGGUCCCACCACAGCGACAGGUCCAGGCACAGCGACAGGUCCCACCACAACAGCCAGUCCAGGUACAUUGACAGGUCCCAUCACAGCAGCCAGUCCAGGCACAGCGACAGGUCCAGGCACAGCGACAGGUCCAGGCUGAGCAACAGGUCACAUCAUAGUAAACAGUCCAAGCACAACAGUGGGUCUAGGCACAUCGACCAGCAUAGACACAGCAAAUUGUCUAGUGACGGCAGCAGGUCUCAACACAGCAAGCAUUCCAGACAGGGUGACUUGUACAAGAACUAUUAUGAUACUGUUCAAACGCCAGUCUCAAGAUCCUCUGGCAGAUCAUUCUCCCAGCAAAGUCCGAGGUCUUCUGCAAAUGUAUCCAGUGCUAGGUCUCAGAUGGAAGGACACUUAAGAUUUCCACUGUCCACAGCGAAGUUUCAGAAAAAAGUCUUGGCCAAAUUGGUGGAUAUCCACUUAGAGGUCAGAAGGGUGGGAAGAAGUGAGCCUACUCUUUCAUCUGCCAAUAUAAAGCAGCUGGAGACAAUGGAGGAGUUUGAGAGGGAGGAGGAAUGCCUCAAGGACAAGCCAACCUUUGAAUCCCUGGUGUUACAACUUGCAAGAAUUGGUGGGAAAGAUGUAAGAGACUGUGUCCACAAAAUUCUUGACAGGCUCUUCACCAACCAGUUGAUGGCAAAGUUCAAUAUGAAGGGGAAAGGGAAGAAGCAUAAACUGCCUCUGGAGACAACAAACCUAUAUGAAGCAAUAAGAGCGGCAGUCAUGAAGUGGGAUAAAGAAGCUACAGAGGCUGCAAUAAAGCAUCAUGCAGCAGACCAUCUUAAACAUGCACCUGGGAGGAAGGGAGGAGGAGGACAUGUUUGUUUUUAGUUCAUUUAAAGUUCCAUGGGACUCUGUUCUGUCAUUUAAAAACAAGGUGUUGGUGUUUACAUUUUGAUACAUAAAUGCAAAUAUUGUUUUCCUAAACCUCAUUAAAGAUAUUUCUCAUUUUAUAAAA